Elgaria multicarinata webbii is the source of this 1204-nucleotide messenger RNA. Its product is annotated as stromelysin-2-like. Bases 42 to 713 code for a protein of 223 amino acids. NCBI's taxonomy places the organism in Eukaryota, Metazoa, Chordata, Lepidosauria, Squamata, Anguidae. Gene Ontology annotation, molecular function: metalloendopeptidase activity. Gene Ontology annotation, biological process: extracellular matrix organization; collagen catabolic process. The transcript is spliced from 6 exons. The record is from RefSeq and is a predicted model, not a curated record.
UUCUUUGACUAUAAGGCUGCAGCACCGAAGCAAAGGCAAAAAUGAAGAGACUCCUCCUAAUGAUCGUGUUCUUUGGAACACUUCCAUGUGCACUGUUGAACAGUCUGCAAGAUAGAGAUGCUGAUGCUGGAGCACCCCCAAGAGAAUGGUGUGCAGCUCGCCUGACUUUUGAUUCUGUCACCAGCCUCCGAGGUGAAAUCCUGUUCUUUAAAGACAGAUGGUUCAUUCGGAGGAAUCUUAGCAAUCCAGAAAUUAUGAAUAUUUCCAUUUCCGCAUUUUGGCCAACUGUGAAGUAUCAGAUAAAUGCUGCUUAUGAAGUUGAAAACCUAGUAUUUUUUAUUAAAGGACAGCAGUACUGGGCUUUCAGUGCAAGUAUUGAGCAGCCAGGCUUUCCAAAGGACAUUCGCAACUUGGGUUUCCCUAAAAAACUGAAAAAAAUUGAUGCUGCUCUUCAUGACAGAAACACCAUGAAAACAUACUUCUUUUCAGGCAACAAGUAUUGGAGGUAUGAUGAAACUAAAACCUCUAUGGAGAAAGGCUAUCCAAGAAAGAUAGCAACAGAUUUCGCUGGAAUUGGCCCUAAAGUAGAUGCCGCCAUUCAGCAUAAUGGCAAGUUCUAUUUUUUUAGUGGCCAAGAACAGUAUGAGUUUGACAUCAUACGCAAAAUGGUUACUAAGAAAAUGAAUAGCAACAGCUGGCUGGGCUGCCCAUGAUGUCAGAGGAGGGGAAGAAUGAAGUAAUCAGGAACAACAGAACUUCUGCCUCAACGUGCAUUAACACGCCAUAUUAACAUGCCAUAUUGUUGUCCUGUUGGCCAUUUGGGUUUUGUGGCUGCAGUCAUUAAUAUACUUUAAUAACAGAAAUGUUCAAAGUAAGCACACUCAGAAAGACACAUAUGCAGGCCUUUAAAUUUAACACAGGCCUUUAAAUUUUCUCCAGCGUUUAUUAGAAGAGCGUUAUUUCUUUGCUUAGUGCGCUGUGUCGCUCCAUCAUUUUGCAGCACUGGGAACCUGAAAGACACCCAAAACACAGCAGGUUGUAACUUGAGCAGUGCAUUACACUCUCGGGGCAAUUGGCUGGACCUGAUGCCUUCCGUGCGAAGUGGAAUUCCUUUUUCACUUUUUUUUGAGAAUGACUCAGGCGUUAUGUAACCUUAUGCAAUGUUAUGCAACCCUUUGCUGCACAUUUGCCUACUUAAUUAUGG